Molecule: messenger RNA, 1306 nt
Organism: Leguminivora glycinivorella
Lineage: Eukaryota; Metazoa; Arthropoda; Insecta; Lepidoptera; Tortricidae
Product: lysosomal acid lipase/cholesteryl ester hydrolase-like
Exons: 1
Coding region: 22-1221 (399 amino acids)
Molecular function (GO): hydrolase activity, acting on ester bonds
Source: RefSeq, a predicted model, not a curated record
UCCGAGGAGGAAGGUCCAGUGAUGAAGUCCACAAUUAUUUUGCUAGCAGCGAUUAUAAAGUUUACACACUGUACCGAACUAGAUUUUGUAUCACUUUUGUCAGAGAUAGCAGAUCUAGAACUUUCUGAAGACGGAAAACUUAACUUUACACAACUAGUGACCAAAUACGGACAUACAGCCGAACAGUAUGAAGUUACCACUGAAGACGGAUACGUCGUUAAAGUAUUUCAUAUCCCUGGAAAAAGGUCUUCAGUACUUUUGACUCAUGGACUUGGGACUGAUGCAGACCCUUACGUAAUUAGGGGUCAUGACUCACUAGGCAUCGCUCUAGCGGAUAAAGGUUAUGAUGUGUGGCUCCUCAACAACAGAGGAACAAAGUUCAGCAGGCGUCACAUUGAACUGGACCCGGACAAGGAUAAGAAGACAUUUUGGAAUUUCAGUUUUCACGAGAUGGGCUACUACGAUCUCGCCGCUACAAUAGAUUUUGUCCUCUAUCAAACUGGCGAGGAGAAGAUUUUGGCUAUCGGUCAUUCUCAAGGAGCAUCACAAUUUUUUGCGCUGACGUCUACGAGACCAGAAUAUAACGAAAAGAUAAAAUUAUUUCUUGCACUAGCACCUGGAGCAUUUUUCUUUAACAUGCCACUCUUGUUCCAAAUAGGCGCCAGUGCCGGUCCUAUUCUCUUAGAGAUCGGGAAAACGCUAGGAAUUGAGGAACUUUGUAGGGAUCGCGGUGCACUUGUCACCAUGAUUAAAACGAUUUGCACCAAAGGUGUUAUCAGCUACGAAGUGUGCGUCAGAGCUGCAAUGUUUCCUUUCGUUGGGUAUAAUCCUACAGGUUUAGAGUUGAGCUUCUUAAGCACCUUAUUUGGGCAUGCCCCGAGUGGAUUUGCAAGGAAAAACUUAGAGCAUUAUGAUCAACUUUAUUUGCGCAAAAAAUUUGCAAUGUUCGAUUAUGGUGUUAAAGGAAAUCUGGAUAAAUACGGGCGACGGAAUCCACCCGAUUAUCCCUUGAGCAAAGUAACAACAAAUGUAGCCAUCAUGUCUGGAAAACUUGAUACACUUUCUCUGGUACAUAAUGGAAAAGUAUUAAAAAAGAGAUUGCCGAAUGUGGUACACUUUGAGGAGAUUGAAGCCACGACACAUAUUGACUUUAUUUUUAGUGCAGACGCACCUAAAUAUCUAUUUCCAUCUAUCUUUAGGCUCCUGCAAAAAUAUGAUUAGUUCGAUUUUAGUGAUAAGUAUUUAAUGUAUCUACUAUGAAGAUAUAAUAUAAAAAGUGUUCUUAAAUAAAUGCAUUUUAAACAUU